AUGGCGAUACGGGAUGCAGCUAAAGGGCUCUCGGCUUUCGCAUGUGCUAUGUCCGAGACCGAAUUUCCAAAGACGCGAUUUCUGCCCGGAGUGCUGGAGAUCGCACAGGAUGGCACGUGGGUCGACUACAAGGCCGUGACGGUCCUCAAGCGGUUCGAUUCAUCUUCGAGACCUUGGCUCUGCAAGCUGCAUCCGUUCCGAGGCCAAGAGCAACCCCAAGUCAUUUUGAAGCCGGAGGAUCUUGGCCGUGAGGCCUGCAUUAUGCAGAUAGCUUCGAGAUGCAACUCGAUUUGGCAGGCCAAUCAGGUGCAAUGUUGCGGUGAAGUCGUGUACGUGAAGACCUAUCGAAUCUUUCCCGUUGGUCCAGACUUCGGGGUCGUUGAAGCAGUGCCCCACGCCACGACCAUACAAAAACUCAAGCGGGACUGCCCGAGCGGCAGCCGGCGUCGUCACCGAGUGCAUCACUUCCUUCAAGGGAAUGAUGGCAAGCUGAACCGGCUGGCAGCCACAACAGCAGGGCUGUUGGCCAUGUCCUACAUCAUCGGCCUUGCAGAUGGCCACGGUGACAACUAUAUGAUCACAACGGAGGGCGAGUACUUCCGCAUUGACUUCGAGCACACCUUUGGCGAACGGCCUUCGGGGCCUGACGUUCCCCGUCUCUGGCUGCCUCUUGCGGUCCGCGAAGCCUUGGGCGAACGCUUGGACGAGGUGAUUGAUGCAGCGCAGCUGGCGGUUGAAGUAUUGUUUGGCCUCCCCAGCAAUUACCUUUGGGAUCUGCUCCAGGUGCUGGAUAUGGCUUUCCCCGAAAAAGAAAGUGCUGUGGAGUAUGUCACUCAUCUUAGCGUUGAGGAAUUCCAGACAGAAGUGCAAGGUGUUCGAAGCUGUACGACGGUGAAAUGCAUGAAGGGGAUGUGCCGGGAGUUGGGUUAUGGCAAACCACGUUGGAGCCGCCACCACGCGAAGCUCAACGUCAAGUCUCCAGCAGCUUUGCUGUGCAUCUGCAGGCAGCGCAGGCUGCGCCAUGUCUCUCAAGCACAGGAGUUGGUCGAUUUUGCCGAGGCUUUGUGUUCAAUUGGGCGAUUGCCCCGGAUGGUACACGUUGACGACACAUUCUCCCUGUUGUCAAGGCUCGAGGCGCCCAGCCUACUUCUGUCAUUAAUCGAUGCAGUGAAUCAAACGGUUUCAGGUGCUUCAGAGAACACCAACAUGCUUGCAGAAGGUCUGGAAUCUCUUGUCAAUUGGCUUUGCAAUGCACCGAUGCAGCAGCAAGAAAUGCUGGACGAAGCUGCAGCGAGCAUGCAUGUGUUGGACACCAAUGGAGCGUUGACCGACGAGCAAGGCGCGGAGCUUUUCCAAAGGGCAGAAGACAUGUUAGCGUGUCAGCAAGUUGCGGCGGUCAUGCAGGAGAACAACGGGCUUUUGACCCACCAGCAAGUCGUGGAGCUUGUCCAACAGGCAGCGGAGCAUCCGGAGACAGAGCUCACGCAAUGGCUUGAGCGCCACUGUUCGGCUGGAACCUUUGAACGACUCAUGCAAUGGCAUCAGUUGCACGUCCAUAACCUGGAGCAAGCUGCAUCAGUGGCGGAUAACUAUUCUGGGUCAUGGCUUCCUGGAGUUCUGGGCCUUAAAUGCCUUAAACUGCUUUGCUGGGACAGAGACGUCAUGGGUGCCGUGCUGCCCGUGGCCGUUCACUUUUUCCUCCCUCGAAUCAUGGCGAUCUUGCCUGCAACAAUGGCAGCAACCCCCGGCUUCUUAGUGUCCUUUGCCUUGACGAACGCGUUCCGAAUGCUGCCCAGUCUUGUUCGAAGCCAGAUGUUGACGCAUUUCUUGAGCAAGCUCCAUCUCCAAGGACAUCCGGAGAAAGAUCAGGUUGAAAUGGCAUACUGGCAGUUAGGGCACAGGUUCUUGCCGUCCCGGCUCGGACAGAAAGAUGAUUUUGAGGCGGUCAGCGUGGCGUACAUGGUAUGCCUAGCCCUUCUUGAUGAGCCGUCCCGUGAACCCAUGGAAUGA
Messenger RNA from Symbiodinium sp. CCMP2592, 2010 nucleotides. NCBI's taxonomy places the organism in Eukaryota, Dinophyceae, Suessiales, Symbiodiniaceae. The record is from the annotation of a GenBank genome assembly.